UCUUUGCUGAACUCUGAGAGGACAAGUAUAGUCUCAUGCCAAGGAGGAACUAUCCUGCUUACCUCUCACACUUUGGAAGAAUACAGAAAUAAGGUUGAUUUAGCUAGCUUCACAAUAGCCACUAGCCCAAUGAUGGAGGUGAUGAGGACCUCCACCCAUGCAAACCCCACCCCUACCCCCACCCUCAAUGACUCAAACACCUGCACGACUCUGUAUGACCACCUGGAGUACGCCCGAGUCCUCAUGCCCCUCUUCUACAGCAUCGUCUUCUCCGUGGGGUUGCUGGGCAACGCCCUGGCGCUGCAUGUCAUCCGGCCCAACCUAAAGAAGAUGAACUCCACCACGCUCUACUCAGCCAACCUGGUCAUCUCCGACAUCCUGUUCACGCUGUCACUACCGUUACGGAUAAUCUACUACGCCCUGGGCUUCCACUGGCCCCUGGGGGAGACCCUGUGUAAGAUCACAGGGCUGAUCUUCUACAUCAACACAUAUGCCGGGGUCAACUUCAUGACCUGCCUCAGUGUGGACCGAUUCAUUGCUGUGGUCUUGCCGCUCCGGUUCGCACGCUUCCGGAAGGUCUCCAAUGUCCGGUUCAUCUGCGUUGGGGUGUGGUUGCUGGUCUUAAUGCAAACUUUGCCCCUCCUCUCCAUGCCCAUGACUCAUGUGGAGUCUGAUGGCUUCAUCACUUGUAUGGAGUAUCCCAACUUCGAACAGGUGCCCAACAUCGCCUACAUGCUGAUCGGCGCCGUGUUCCUAGGCUAUGGAGUCCCCGUGGUGACUAUCCUAUUGUGCUACUCCAUACUGUGCUGUAAACUCCGCCUCUCGGCCAAGACCAAUCACCUGACGGACAAGUCGGGGCGCAGCCGCAAAGCCGUUGGGGUGAUCUGCUGCGUCUCCCUGGUGUUCGUGGUGUGUUUCAGCCCCUACCACAUCAACCUCCUCCAAUACAUGAUCCGAAAGCUGAUCUACACACCAGACUGUGCUGAACUCACAGCCUUCCAGAUCUCCUUACACUUCACUGUUUGUCUGAUGAACCUCAACUCCUGCCUGGAUCCAUUCAUCUACUUCUUUGCCUGUAAGGGUUACAAGAGGAAGGUGCUGAAGAUCCUGAAGAGGCAGGUGAGCGUGUCCUUCUCCAGCGCAGUACGGACAUCGCCCGAGGGGUCAUCCAGAGACAUCGUAGAUGGUAAGAAGAUCCACCUCAACAGCACUAGGUACGAACAGUGUGUCCAACAGAAUGGCCAAAGGUGAGUGACGACCAACCAACAGACUGGUGAGUCAAAGACCAACCAACAGAUCGAAGAGCCAUCAACCAGCAAACAGACCAGCCAACAGA
Molecule: messenger RNA, 1336 nt
Organism: Salvelinus namaycush (lake trout)
Lineage: Eukaryota; Metazoa; Chordata; Actinopteri; Salmoniformes; Salmonidae
Product: G-protein coupled receptor 183-like
Exons: 2
Coding region: 130-1251 (373 amino acids)
Biological process (GO): G protein-coupled receptor signaling pathway
Cellular component (GO): membrane
Molecular function (GO): oxysterol binding; G protein-coupled receptor activity
Source: RefSeq, a predicted model, not a curated record